Molecule: messenger RNA, 1599 nt
Organism: Ziziphus jujuba (common jujube)
Lineage: Eukaryota; Viridiplantae; Streptophyta; Magnoliopsida; Rosales; Rhamnaceae
Product: phosphoglycerate kinase, cytosolic
Exons: 7
Coding region: 188-1393 (401 amino acids)
Biological process (GO): glycolytic process; gluconeogenesis
Cellular component (GO): cytosol
Molecular function (GO): phosphoglycerate kinase activity; ADP binding; ATP binding
Source: RefSeq, a predicted model, not a curated record
ACGAUCAUUGUGCGCCUAAAGAAGAGCUUCCACGUGCCACCACAACCGUCACGUGAUACCACACCCACCGUUCCCUGUCUAUAUAUUUUCUUCUGGAACUUUCGGACUCUUGCUGUCUUUGUUUGAUCUCUCUACCUCACCGAAAAAGCUAGUCUUUGAAACAUUUCCGGAUCGUCUUUGAACUGCGAUGGCGACCAAGAGGAGCGUGAGUACUUUGAAGGAGGCUGACUUGAAGGGGAAGAGGGUAUUUGUUAGAGUUGAUCUGAAUGUUCCUUUGGAUGACAACUUCAACAUCACCGACGAUACCAGAAUCCGUGCCGCUGUGCCUACCAUCCGAUACUUGAUUGAUAAUGGAGCAAAAAUCAUCCUUGCCAGCCACUUGGGGCGCCCGAAGGGUGUCACACCCAAGUACAGUUUGAAGCCUCUUGUGCCUAGGCUGUCUGAGCUCCUUAAAGUCGAGGUUAAGAUAGCAAAUGACUGUAUUGGUGAGGAAGUCGAAAAAUUAGUUGCUGGGCUUCCUGAAGGAGGCGUUUUACUUCUAGAGAACGUGAGGUUCUACAAGGAGGAAGAGAAGAAUGACCCUGAGUUUGCCAAGAAGCUAGCUUCACUUGCAGAUCUCUAUGUGAAUGAUGCAUUUGGUACUGCCCAUAGGGCCCAUGCUUCCACUGAGGGAGUUGCUAAGUACUUGAAGCCUUCUGUUGCUGGAUUCCUCAUGCAAAAGGAACUUGACUAUCUUGUUGGAGCUGUGGCCAAUCCCAAGAGACCUUUUGCUGCUGUUGUUGGUGGUUCAAAGGUGUCGACUAAGAUUGGAGUUAUAGAAUCCUUGUUGGGGAAGGUAGACCUUCUCUUUUUGGGUGGAGGGAUGAUUUUUACUUUUUACAAGGCUCAAGGCCAUUCUGUUGGAUCAUCCCUUGUGGAGGAAGACAAACUGGAUCUUGCAACAUCACUUCUUGAGAAGGCCAAGGCUAAAGGGGUGUCUAUACUGCUCCCCACAGAUGUGGUUAUUGCUGAUAAGUUUGCUGCUGAUGCUAACAGCAAGGUUGUGCCAGCAUCUGGAAUUCCCGAUGGUUGGAUGGGAUUGGAUAUUGGACCAGAUUCCAUUAAAACAUUCAGUGAAGCUUUGGAUACCACUCAAACUGUUAUUUGGAAUGGACCAAUGGGUGUUUUUGAGUUUGAUAAGUUUGCAGCUGGAACAGAGGCAGUAGCCAAGAAGCUGGCUGAGCUGAGUGGCAAGGGAGUGACAACCAUCAUUGGAGGAGGUGACUCAGUUGCUGCCGUGGAGAAGGUUGGGCUUGCUGACAAGAUGAGCCACAUCUCCACCGGAGGAGGUGCCAGCUUGGAGCUUCUCGAAGGGAAACAACUACCUGGUGUGCUUGCUCUUGAUGAUGCUUAAGCUUAUUGUGCAUUCCCCAGUUUUUUGCGAUUUUAUGCAAUCUCAAGACCAGAGGAUUGAGAUACAGCUUAUCUUGUAGAGGCUAUAUAGGAUAGAUUUGAAUAAGUGCUUUUUCUCAUGGUUACCUUGCUUUGAAUAUGGGGAUCUUUUUUGGAACAAAGUUGUCAAAGAUUUUAAGUGAUAAAAGUGUUCAUUGUUGAUUUUAA